Messenger RNA from Vittaforma corneae ATCC 50505, 624 nucleotides. RefSeq lists its product as uncharacterized. The transcript has a single exon. Gene Ontology annotation, molecular function: tRNA binding. The record is from RefSeq and is a predicted model, not a curated record. NCBI's taxonomy places the organism in Eukaryota, Fungi, Microsporidia, Nosematidae. The coding region runs from base 1 to 624 and encodes 207 amino acids.
AUGCCACAAAUGGAGUUCUCAUUGAUGAAUAUUCUCUGCUAUAUCAACACUGUCAAAGCUCUGCUUGCCAGUGGCUCUCUUAAAAACAAAGAUGUUAUUGAUCAGUUCACAAAGUUGUUAGCUGAUAAAGGGAUUGAUUUUGAUCCUGAAUUUUAUAUGCUUGAAAUAAGAGCAGGCAAAAUUACAUCAAUACAGAAUGCAGAAGGAUUGGACAAACUGUAUUGUGAAAAUGUAAGGGCGGACAAAGACUAUUUCAUAUGCUCUGGACUGAGGAAUGUCUAUGAGAAGGAAGAACUAUUGAACAACACCUACCUCUUUGUUUUAAAUAUUAAAAAAGCCAAGUUCAGGGAUCUGGAAAGUGAAGGUAUGAUAUGUUGUGCUGAGGGUGACAGGAUUGAGGCUUUGAGGGUUGACGUAGAAGAAGGUAGCAAAAUUGAGUUAGAAGAUCACCUAACAAUUUUUGAUAAUAUUGAGUAUGGCAAGGUGGACUUGAGCAAGAAUGCAUUUAGAAAUGUUCUUUCUAAGUUUAUGAUAGUUGAUCAUUGCCUGGUAUUUAAAAAUACCAAAGUCAAGGUUGGGGGAAAGCACAUUUUAACCAAAACAGCCGAGGGCAUUGUUCGUUAG